UAACACUGCAGGAGGAUGAUGGAGUAACUUAAGACGUGUUUAGACACAGGUCGGCGAGGUAACACCUGACUUGAGACCUCUGGCACUUUGGAGGAGAUUAGAUUUCAGCAGGCCUGUGCAGUUGCACAUCUUAGUGACGCUUAUCAGCUGCUACACAGGUAAACGGGGUGUGAGAUCAGGCCAUGUGAUCAUGUGAAGGGCCUGCUCAGCUGAUCUGCAGGUCGUCGGAGGGGGAGAGGCUCUCCAGUUUCCAGGAGCAGCAUUAACAGAUUUAUGGUGGAGGCGGCUCUGCACCUCCCUGCUCAUACAUCAGCACAUGCUUUCUGAUAAAAGCAUAGCAAAACGUGCAACAAACACGAAAUACAAAACCAGAAUCGGUUGGUAUAACUCAGUGCUGUCUCCAUCCCUGCAAUUGUCGUACCCAGAUGACACCUUGGCUGUGGUGGUGCUCAGCACACCUGACAUGUUUGAACAAGCCUUCCUGCCCUUCCUGGAGCGGAGGGAAUACAAGGGACUGUGUGACCCCAUAGACCAGUGCGUCAGACAUUAUGUCACCUCUGCUGUUUCUCAGUGUUUUCCAGGACAGAAUGUGGAUGUGAGUUACGACUGCGAGAUGCUGCCCAACAGGAAACCGAAAUUCUUGGCGCAGACUGCUGCGCACGUAUCUGGAGCGACUUUCUACUACCAACAGUUGGAUGUCACAGACCAACCCUGGGCUGAAAAAAAAAUGUACGGCGUGUGUGUGCAUCCGAGGUUCGGGGGCUGGUUCGCCAUCAGAGCUCUGCUGGUUUUUGUAGACGUGACGGUGGGCUCUGAGCUGGUGCAGCCUGCUCCUCCCGACUGCGUUCCUUCCAGAGAGGACCGGAUACAGCUGUUGGAGGCUUUCAACUUUCGCUGGCAGGACUGGAGCUACAGGGACAUUGUUCCUCCGGUCCAGACUUACUCCCAGAAGCAGAGGGACUACUUCUCCACCCCGCCUGCUCAACGGUUUGCUCUGCUCAAGACUUGGGGUUUUCUGCCGAGUGAAGGCGACCCACCUGAUCCCACCUCGGACGCACAGUGUCAGGUGGGCGGACACGGCUGAAAGAGGAGACCGGCUGAAUUGCGGAUGCACGGCUCGCGUUUUACGAGCACAAACCUCUUGCCAGACGUUUAAUUAAUCUUGGAUGAAAUCCUUAUCUACCUGUAGCAUGUUGACAUGUUGGCAUGAGCUAGGUUGGAACACUUGCUUCUUCACUUUCAGCUCUGCGCUGCUGCUGCUAUGAUGUUUACCAUCAGAUAUUAACACUACUGUAAAGUAUAAAAAAGUAUAUCUAUGUUUAGUUUUGGGUUUGCCAACCAGUGCCUCUCCCAUUGCUUGAUGAUGGAUGAUGAAUAAUGGCGGAAGGGAUGUUGGCUCAAAAUAGCCUUUACUCUUUGAGCGUAAUUCAUAUUUUGCCUUGUUUUUAGGCCUUCUAAUGCACUUAUUUCUUAUUUUGUUACAAUGCAAUCUCUGGAUAUUCAAGUUGGUCGAGGAACUUUACCAACCACGUCCAGGUUUGUCCUCUUAGCAUCAGUGUGACUAGCACAUCACAAUGAAUGGCCUCCAUUGUUGUUGAGAGAGUUUGACAUUGGUGUUAACGGUUCAUAUUUUGACAGGGUGACUGUAAGGAAUUUAAGGUGCUCCACACCAUCUACUUCAUCUCCUUCUGCAUGGAAGGAUGAGAUGUAUUUUGUCCUGGGGUUUUUCUGGUCUAUGGUCACAUUUGUUUUUGAAGUCGUAGGGACCAUUGGCC
This is a messenger RNA of Mugil cephalus (flathead mullet), 1775 nucleotides long. It is a transcript of the gene mmachc, whose product is annotated as metabolism of cobalamin associated C. The transcript is spliced from 5 exons. Gene Ontology annotation, cellular component: cytoplasm. NCBI's taxonomy places the organism in Eukaryota, Metazoa, Chordata, Actinopteri, Mugiliformes, Mugilidae. The record is from RefSeq and is a predicted model, not a curated record. Gene Ontology annotation, molecular function: demethylase activity; cyanocobalamin reductase (cyanide-eliminating) (NADP+) activity; FAD binding. The coding region runs from base 317 to 1084 and encodes 255 amino acids. Gene Ontology annotation, biological process: cobalamin metabolic process.